Messenger RNA from Aureococcus anophagefferens, 1383 nucleotides. RefSeq lists its product as hypothetical. The annotation marks the transcript as partial. Lineage: Eukaryota; Pelagophyceae; Pelagomonadales; Pelagomonadaceae. Gene Ontology annotation, cellular component: endoplasmic reticulum; Golgi membrane. Gene Ontology annotation, molecular function: mannosyl-oligosaccharide 1,2-alpha-mannosidase activity; calcium ion binding. The record is from RefSeq and is a predicted model, not a curated record. The transcript has a single exon. Gene Ontology annotation, biological process: N-glycan processing; carbohydrate metabolic process.
CGCCGCGCGGCGAUCGCCGCGGCCGUGAAGCACGCGUGGCAGGGCUACCGCGACCGCGCGUUUGGCCGCGACUCCGUGGCCCCCGUGAGCGGCCGCGCCGUCGGCAGCGGCUUCGACAUGGCCGUGACCUUGGUGGACUCGCUGGACACGCUGUGGAUCGUCGGGCUCAAGGAGGAAUUCAAGGAGGCGCGCGACUUCGUCGCGACGGAGGCGUUCGGGAAGAAGCUGCGGAGCCCGCCGAGCUCCGCGUCCAUCUUCGAGACGACGAUCCGCGUGCUCGGCGGGCUGCUGGGGGCCUACGAGGUGAGCCGCGACAAGAUCUUCGUGACGCGCGCGCUGGACAUCGGCAACGUCAUCCACGGCAAGCUCGACAAGCGAUCGGGCGUCUGCCCGCCGAGCUUCGGCGCGCGGUCCGGCGGCGGCUGCCCGAGCCUCGCCCACGCGGGCACGACGCAGCUGGAGCUCAUCUACCUCGCCCGCGUGUCCGGCGACCCCAAGUUCCUCAAGACCGCGCGCCUCUUCUACGACCACAUCAAGCGCGCCGCGCGCCUCGAGCCGGGCCUCUACGCGCAGUGCGUCGGCGCGUCGUCGGGCAAGAUCACGCUCGGCGCCGAGGCCGACUCGUUCUACGAGUACCUGCCCAAGGUCUGGCUCCUCCAGGGCGGCGCGGACCGGCGCGCGACGCGGACGAAGAGCGCCGAGCCCCUCGACUUCGAGGACGCGUGGCAGAUGUACAACGACGCCCUCGACGGCAUGGAGCAGCGCCUCACGUCCCGCGGCGACGACGGCCUGCUCUACCUGGACAACCUGAACUGGCGCGGCGGGUCCGCGUUCUCGCGCGAGUCGGCGAUGGAGCACCUCCAGUGCUUCGUGCCCGGCUGGGUCGCUUUAGGCGCCGCCUACCAGGACGACCCGGCGCGCGCGGCGAGGCACCUCGCCCUCGCCGACGAGCUCGCGACGACGUGCUUCGCGAUGUACGACAAGCAGCCGACGAAGAUCGGGCCCGAACGCGUGAAGCGGAAGCGCAUGGACCUGAGCGCGACGGACACGAAGGAGUACAUCCUCCGGCCCGAGGCCGCCGAGGGCUGGUGGUACCUGUCCAUCCUGCCGGGCCUGGACCACAUGCGGGACAAGUACCGCGCGUGGUCCUGGCAGUCGUUCCAGGCCAUCGACGACCUGCUCCGCGCGCCCUUCGGCCACGCGUCCAUGCGCGACGUCUCCAAGCCCAGGGCGUCGGCGAGCGCGAACCGCCUCGACCGCAUGGAGUCGUUCUGGAUCGCCGAGACGCUCAAGUACUUCUACCUCAUCCAGGAGGAGACGCCGUCCUUCCCGCUCGACGCGUACGUCUUCAACACGGAGGCCCACCCCUUCUCCAUCCACACG